UUGUUACAUUUUCGUUUUGAUGAUUAUCAAAAGAAAUCAAUUUUUCAUACAUCCAUAAUAGUGGUUGCCAAUAUCAAAUUUACCAAACAAAACAAAACAAAAAAAAAUGGCCGAACAUUCGGAUCUGGUUUCUGAAAUGACCUAUCUAGAAAAGCUUAACACUGAAGAACGAUUAAAAUUAGCACGAAAAAGACGAUCUCAACAAUUGAAAAAAUGGUCACAACGAGAAAAAGAUCAUACAUAUUUAAAUAAAAGAAAACGACCAGAUGGAAAUCAAAUUGAUACGGCCAAAAUUAAAAAUAAUAAUAAUAAUAAUAACAAUAAUAAUAAAAAUGGAUAUAAAGUUCAUUUUGUACCAUCUGUGAUGUUGUUGGAAGCUGCCACUCGAAAUGAUAUCUACGAAGUGAGACGUUUACUCAUGUUGGGUGUAAGUCCUGAUUCGACCAACGAAGAUGGUCUUACUGCUUUGCAUCAAUGUUGUAUUGAUAAUUGUGAAGAAAUGAUGCGUUUAUUAAUCGAAUUUGGGGCCAAUGUAAAUGCCAAAGAUAGUGAACAAUGGACACCAUUACAUGCUGCCGCAACUUGUGGUCACUUGAAUUUAAUUAAAUUAUUAAUCGAAAAUAAUGCCGAUUUAUUAGCUGUGAAUGCCGAUGGUAAUAUGCCUUAUGAUAUUUGUGAGGAUGAACAAACAUUGGAUUAUAUUGAAGCCGAAAUGGCCAAACGUGGAAUCACACAAGAAUUGAUUGAUCAAAUUCGAUUGAAAACAGAAAAUCAAAUGCUUUUCGAUAUGAAAGAAUUGAUUCAAAAUGGUUACGAUAUUAAUUUGAAAGAUGAACAAGGCGCUACGCCGCUUCAUAUAGCUGCUGCUAAUGGAUAUUUGAGUGUCAUUGAAUUUUUAAUCGAUAACAAUGCUUCAAUAGAUGAGUGUGACAUUGAUUUAUGGCAGCCAAUUCAUGCGGCUGCUUGUUGGGGACAUAUUGAUGUUGUCGAAUUUUUAGUCCAAAAUGGUGCCGAUUUGGAGGCCAGAACAAAAAACGGUGAAAUUCCUUUUGAUAUUUGUGAAGAUCCAGAUUUAAAAAGUCGCAUUUUACAACUAAAAACGGAAAUCGAUGCCAAAAAAGCUGUAAAUUCAACCAGGUUACGAAGAUCACAUAGCACUAACACUCGUUCACAUUCUAUUCGGCGGACUAGUAUUCGCGAAAAGUCACAAAUAGCGAAAAGAGAAGCCAUUGAAGAAGCGAGGAUAUGGCAUGAAAAAGCUGGUGAAUCUGACGAAAUUAAAAAAGAUGAUAGCGAUCUUGAUUCAGACACUCAAUUCUAUAAAGAUUUUAACAGAAAAUUAAUGACCGAAUCACCAAUUGAUGUUGAUUCAAUCAAAGUCAGUAUGGAUUCAAAUAAUACUUUUCACAUCUCAUCACCAUCAACCUACCAUUCAGAAAAUGGAAAUCACAAUGACCUUAUCAAUAAUAAUACUUCAAACUAUUCAAAUCAAUCAAUCACACAACCAGAUAUACGAACUUAUAACACCGACCAUCAUCAUCAGCAAGUUGGAUCCAGUCAUCAAUAUGAUUUGAACAUUUCGAAUGAACCUCAGGACAAUCAUUAUCCUAGUGCAGAAUAUGCACAACAGAAUAGAAAAUCCGAUCGAAUGGAUGGCAAUGAUUCUCAACAAAAUACCAAGAAUCAUGAUAGUUAUCAUCCUGAUUUAAGUGGUUAUAGUCUGAACAAUAAUAAUACUGGGACAGGAACGUUAAUUGAUCUCAAGAAACAACGUUCAGAAAAACAUCGAAAUAGUUUGAAUAACACCUAUUCUGAUCGAUACAAAUUAUUUGUAGUCGAUCAUCCUAAUAACACUAACAUUCAAUCAACUAUGUCAACCAAUCAAACAUCAAUCAAUCAUCAAAUGAAACCAACGACAACAAAACACUAUGACCAGAAUGUAAAUCUUCAAUUACAAACACAAAUGGUAAAUGUUUCAUCAUUGAACAAUACUAAAACGCCUUUCUCAGCGUCUAUGAUGCAAAAUGAUUCAAUGUUUGAUUCACCAGAUGCUACAAGGAAAAAAUUUCGUGGAAAUCCAAGUGAAUUGAUCGGUGAAGAAGAGAAAAAAGGUUGUUGCAAUAUUUGCUGAUCAACAAAUAAUAAUAAGAUAAAUAUCUGCCUAUAUUUGUUUUAUCAUUUCAUUCCAAUCAUUUAAAUUAUAUAAAAUUAUCGCUGUGAUAAUCACGGUUAAUCAAAUUUUUUUUCACACAAAAAAAAAGAAAU
Messenger RNA from Dermatophagoides pteronyssinus (European house dust mite), 2265 nucleotides. RefSeq names its product protein phosphatase 1 regulatory subunit 16A-like. Gene Ontology annotation, cellular component: cytoplasm. NCBI's taxonomy places the organism in Eukaryota, Metazoa, Arthropoda, Arachnida, Sarcoptiformes, Pyroglyphidae. The record is from RefSeq and is a predicted model, not a curated record. Gene Ontology annotation, molecular function: myosin phosphatase regulator activity; protein binding; enzyme inhibitor activity.